AUGGCUAAAGAACUAGGAGAGGAAAUAACUAAGAAGCCGUUGAUAAUAGCAAUGAAAGGGCAUCCCGGCACUGGCAAAUCCACUUUAGCCCAUGCCUUAGCCUCAGCCCUCAAAUUCCCUCUCGUCGACAAAGAUGACAUCCGCGACUCCACUUUUCCGCUCCAUCAGCAACCACAAGGUUCCCACGCCCUCCUCAACCACCUCUCCUACGAAGCUAUCUGGCGAGUCGCCUCAACUCAGCUCCACCUCGGCAUCAGCGUCAUCAUCGACUCUCCUCUCUCUCACAGAACCCAUCUCGACCGUCUCAUCAGCUUAGCGGCGUCGGCCGGAGCCCGCCUCCUGAUUGUGGAGUGCCGGCCGUCGGACGAGGCCAAGUGGAGGGAGAGGCUUGAAGGGAGGGAAAAGAGUUGGCACAAGCCAACCUCUUGGGAGGAGCUUCAGGAGCUGAUUAAGGGGUAUGGCGGAUGCACGGAGUACGAUGUCGGAGAUGUGCCCAAGAUGGUGGUUGACACGACGGCGCCUAAUCUAGGGCUGGAGGAGUUGGUUUCCAGUGUGGUGCGUUUCAUUGCUUCUUCUUGA
Gossypium raimondii (Peruvian cotton) is the source of this 579-nucleotide messenger RNA. RefSeq lists its product as uncharacterized. NCBI's taxonomy places the organism in Eukaryota, Viridiplantae, Streptophyta, Magnoliopsida, Malvales, Malvaceae. The coding region runs from base 1 to 579 and encodes 192 amino acids. The record is from RefSeq and is a predicted model, not a curated record. The transcript has a single exon.